Varanus komodoensis (Komodo dragon) is the source of this 13774-nucleotide messenger RNA. RefSeq names its product piccolo presynaptic cytomatrix protein (gene PCLO). NCBI's taxonomy places the organism in Eukaryota, Metazoa, Chordata, Lepidosauria, Squamata, Varanidae. The transcript has 11 exons. Gene Ontology annotation, molecular function: metal ion binding; protein binding; structural constituent of presynaptic active zone. The annotation marks the transcript as partial. Gene Ontology annotation, cellular component: GABA-ergic synapse; axon; glutamatergic synapse. The record is from RefSeq and is a predicted model, not a curated record. Gene Ontology annotation, biological process: protein localization to synapse; presynaptic active zone assembly.
AUGGGCAACGAAGCGAGCCUGGAGGGCGGCGAAGGCUUGGCCGGGCUUCCCGAAGGUGUGGCAGGGGCCGCAGUUGGAGCAGGAUCCGCUGAUGACGGGGUGCAACAAGGUCCCCCCGUCCAGGGCGCGAUCCCAGCCGGCGUGGAGACGGAUCUGAGCCAGCUGAGCGAGGAGGAGAGGAGGCAGAUCGCCGCCGUCAUGUCAAGGGCGCAGCAGGGGCUGUCUAAAGGGAACCUUGCCGGCGCCACCAGCGCGGAGUCGCUUACCUCGCACAGACAUGCUCCGCUUGAUACCAGUCAACAUCCAAGACAGCCAGGCAAGCCUCCAGAUCCUGUGCCACAUACUCUAAGCAAAAGCAGAACAGUAGAUGCAUUGAAAGCAGAGCAACAGGUGCCUGGAAGGAGCCCGUCUUCCACAAGUCUGAGACAGUCUAAAUCACGAACUGAUUUUAAAGAAGAUCAGAAGCCAAGUAUGAUGCCCAGCUUCCUCUCAGAUGUCAACCCAUUUGGUGCAGUCACUUCGGUUGUAAACAAAUUCAAUCCUUUUGAUUUGAUAUCUGACUCAGAUUCAGCCCAGGAAGAAGCUGCCAAGAGACAGAAACCUAUUCAGAAAGAACAGGAUAAAGCUGAACAGCAGAAAGGACCCACCAAGCAACCAGCACAACAACAAUCUCCAAGGCCAACAGGUCCACAACAAGGGACUGGCAAACCAACCUCACAGAAAACAGGACCUUCCAAACAGGUGCAACAGUCACAGCAGCAACAGCAACCUGGCAUACCUAAGCAGGCUCAGAAACCAGGGCCUGGCCAACCAAUAGUCCCACAGUCAGAAGAAGCAAGACAACAGCAAGGGCCACCAAAAAGUCAGUCCCAACGACCAGAGUCUACAAAAUCUACCCAACAGCAGAGUCCUGCAAAACCUUCACCACCACAACCAGGAGCAGCAAAAGCAACAUCAUCACAUCAACCUGAUGCUGCUAAAACAUCCUCGCAGGCACCUGUUCCUACAAAACCGGCAGGCCAACAAGGGAUGCCACCUGGCAAGCAGCCAUCUCAGCAGGCAGGAGGGCUCACAAAGGCUGUUCCCCCACCAGGAGGGACCAGCACACAACCAUCACAGCAGCCAGGAGGUCCAGCAAAGCCAGCUCCUCAACCAGGAGGUCCCAUAAAGCAAACAUCACAGCAGUUUGGAGGGCUGGCCAAGCCAUCGGUUCAACAGGCUGGGCCCGCAAAGCAAUCACAGCCACAGGCAGGACCUACAAAGAUAACUGACCAACAGCCUGGGCCUCUCCAGCAACAACAAGCAGCUUCUUCUCUGCCCGAAGGCUCAGCCCCCAAGAAAACUUUUUGUCCUCUUUGCACUACCACAGAACUGCUGUUGCACGCUCCUGAAAAGGCCAAUUACAAUACAUGCACUCAGUGUAAAACUGUAGUUUGCAGUUUGUGUGGGUUCAAUCCUAAUCCUCAUAUAACAGAGGUUAAAGAGUGGCUCUGUUUGAACUGCCAGAUGCAAAGAGCUUUGGGUGGCGACUUAGCUCCUGUUCACGGCCCUGGACCACAGCCCUUGACAUCCAAACAAAUAACACCUGCUUCAGGAAAACCAGUGUCCCAACCACAGGAGCCAGCACAGAAGAAAGAAGUUGCUUUGAAACCUGACGCUGCCACAUUACCUGAAAGCAAAAAGCCACCAACAGAGGCAAGAGAGUUAUCUCAGUCAACAGAAUCCACCCCAAAACCUGUCCAGCCCAAGUCAGCAGUGGUUGAAGAGAAACAAAAACAGUCUAAUAUUCAGAAACCCAUAAGAGAUGUUGGGCCAACACAUUCCCCAUCAGAUACUAAGCAAGAUCCAAGAUCAGAGGCUGCCAAGCCAUCUCAAGACACAUCUACGCUUGUAGAUAAAUCUGCUCCCCCAGAUGCUAAAACGUCACCUCAAGUGUCUCAGCAGAAGUCUGAUCCCAAACUUGUUUCUCAGUCUGCAUCUGGAUUGGAUACUAAGGCCCCAAAGCAAGUUGAAUCACUGGACUUGAAAGGAGACCUUAAGAAGAUGCAAACCCAGAUAAUUCCUAAGCAAGAUGCCAAGCAGGCUCCCAAAGGACAACAAGCCACAGCAGGCCCCAAACCCACCCAAGUCCAGCCACAAACUCAGUUGCAACAACCUCAGAAAACUCCAGAACAAUCUAGACGAUUCAGUCUUAAUGUAGGAGGUAUCACUGAUGCCCCUAAACCACAGCCAACGACCCCUCAAGAGACAGUUACGGGAAAGCUCUUUGGAUUUGGUGCUUCAAUUUUUAGUCAGGCUUCAAAUUUAAUCUCUACAGCGGGCCAGCCUGGAGCUUCACCACAGGCUCCUCCAUCUGGAUCCCCCUCAAAGCAGCCUCCUGCUCCAGCACAGCUGUCUGGCUCACAAAAGGACACCCGUCAAGCUCAACCAGCUCCCAAAGCAAUACCCAUGAAGAAAGAAGCAAAGCCUUCAGUGGCAGAAAAAUCAGAGCCACCCAAAGCAGCAAUUGUUAAAGAAACGGACGCAGAGAAGAAGCCUCCACCUGCCAAAGAUACCAAGCCUACAACUGUUAAAGCUAAGCAAAGUGUUGAUCCACAAGACAUUGUUCAGCCUUCACUGCCAGCAUCUGCUUGUCCUCUCUGUAAAACUGAACUAAAUGUCGUUUCUAAGGAUCCUCCCAACUACAAUACUUGUACAGAAUGCAAGAAUACAGUGUGCAAUCUCUGUGGAUUUAACCCGGUGCCACACAUAACAGAGGCACAAGAAUGGCUGUGUUUAAACUGCCAGACUCAAAGAGCCUUAUCAGGACAGCUUGGGGAUAUGAACAAAAUGACACCUCCUGUUGUUUCAAAAUCAUCACCCAAAUUAUCAGCUGCUCCUCAGAGCCAGGUUAAAUCUGCUGAGUCAUCUCAGCCACAGCAAACUAUAGCAAGACCUUCACAGGUACUGGAAAAACCAAAAAGAGGUCCAGAAAUUCAAAAGGAAGAUCCAAAGCAGGCCAGGUUAGCAAAGGUAAUUUCUGCUGAUAAAAUCCAGGAGAGUUUUCAUAAGGAAGAAAUAAAGCCUCAGCAAGAAAAACUGGCAAAAACAACAUCUUCUGAUCAAAUUCCAAAGGAAUUGCCAAAACCGACUGUGAAGCCAUUGGAAGAAAUUCAAAAGGAAGAGCCAAAGGAAGAGCCAAAGGAAGAUAUGACAAAAAGUUCUGAGAACAUUCAGAAGGAAGAUCUAAAACAUCAGGAGAUAAAAUUAGUCAAAACACCAUCUGCUGAUCAGAUUCGGAAGGAAGAUCCAAAGAUGCUGCAGGUGAAAAUCACUAAAACCAUGUCAGCUGAUCAGAUUCAGAAGGAGGAUCCAAAAGUCCAGCAGGUAAAAUUGGCAAAAAUACCAUCUGCUGACCAAAUUCGGAAGGAGGAUCCAAGGAUCCACCAGGUAAAAUUGGCAAAAAUACCGUCUGCUGACCAAAUUCGGAAGGAGGAUCCAAGGAUCCACCAGGUAAAAUUGGCAAAAAUACCGUCUGCUGACCAAAUUCGGAAGGAGGAUCCAAAGAUCCAGCAGGUUAAAUUGGCAAAAACACCAUCUGCUGAUCAGCUCUUACAGGAUGCUCAAAAAGAAGAUCCAAAACUUCAGCAAGAAAAAUUAACAAAAUUAGGCUCAGAUGAUGAAAUUAAGAAAAGCUAUCCAAAAUUUCAGCGGGCAAAACUGACCAAAAUACCUUCCGCUGAUCACAUUCCAAAGGAAGACUCAAAACUAACUGAGGCAAAAAUAAUGAAGGCAGAUUCUGCUGAUCAGCUUGCAAAUGUUGAACAGAAAAUUCAGGCGGUAAAGAAAGUAAAAGCACCUAUGAUGGAUUCAGUUUCUUCCAAGAUAGGUGGUGAUCAGGCAAGAGCGUUCCAGGAUGACACCAAGUUUCCACUGUCCCAGGAGUUUCCUUCACUUUCUGAGGCCAAACAGAAACCAGUAGAAAAGCAAUUUAGUGAAGAAAAGCUAGAAGCCAAAGUGCUUCCAGAAACAAGGAAGCAGGAAAAAAUUAAAAAAGAGGACCUAGUGUUGGGUAUUCCAGAAACUGUCUCCAAAGAUCAGAAAUACUCCAAAGUAGAAGUCUCAGCUCAGCCAAUGCCAUUGCCAAAGCCUGAUCAUGUGGAAAUGCUGAGAGAAAAAGCAGAGAAAGAAGAUGAUAAAUCGGAUGCAUCAAGCUCACAGCAGCAAAAAAGCCCACAAGGUCUGAGUGACACUGGAUACUCAUCUGAUGGUAUCUCAGGUUCACUUGGUGAAAUUCCCAGUCUUCUCCAAAGCGAUGAAAAAGAUGUUUUAAAAGAACCUUGUAAAAAAGAACCUCUUUCACAAGAAAGCAGCCCAACAAGUCCCUCUGAUCUUGCUAAGCUAGAGAGCACUGUCUUGUCAAUUUUGGAAGCUCAAGCAAGUACUCUUGCUGAAGAGAAAAAGACCAAAGACCUUUAUAGUGAAGAGGUGAAAGACUCACACACAACCAAGCUCCUGCCUAUCACACCAGAAUCCUACAGUUCUGAUGAAGAAGAUCUGGCAAAACAGAAUAUUCAUGGAAAAGAUAGAGGAGCCACUGAAGAAGGCAGUAAACAAACUGUAGCCUCUCGGAAGGGGUACAGACAGCAGGCAGAGACAACAGAAGAUGCAUCCACUAGAAGGCAACGUUAUGACUCCAUAGAAGAUAGCAGUGAAAGUGAGAACUCACCUGUCCCACAGAGAAAAAGACGGGCAAGUGUUGGUUCCUCAAGCAGUGAUGAAUAUAAACCUGAAGACAGCCCAGGUUCAGGGGAUGAUGAAGAUUUCAUUAGAAAACAGAUCAUGGAAAUGAGUGCUGAUGAAGAUGCUUCAGGAUCCGAAGAUGAGGAAUUCAUCAGGAAUCAGCUGAAAGAAAUCAGUGCCAAUGAAAGUCAGAAGAAGGAAGAAAUUAAAAGUAGAAAGGGGACUGGUGGCAAACAUAAGAGGAUGACACGCAAAAGUAGCACAGGCUAUGAAGAGGAUGCUGGCAGACGUCAUUCCUGGCAUGAUGAUGAUGAUGAGACAUUUGAUGAGAGCCCAGAACCAAAAUACAGGGAAACAAAAAGUCAAGACAGUGAAGAAAUUACUGUAACUGGAGGAGGAGGUCUUCGUCGUUUCAAAACUAUAGAACUUAACAGUACAAUUACAAAUAAAUAUUCUGAGGAAACAGAACAGCCAAAGAGAAGUCUAUAUUAUGAUGAAGAGCCAGAGUUAGAGAUGGAGAGUCUCACAGAUUCACCAGAAGAUAGGUCAAGGGGAGAAGGAUCUUCUAGUUUACAUGCCUCCAGUUUUACUCCAGGUACAUCACCUACAUCUGUGUCUUCCCUCGAUGAAGACAGUGACAGCAGUCCAAGUCACAAAAAAAUGGGAGGAGAAAGUAAACAGCAGCGUAAAGCCAGACAUAGAACUCAUGGUCCCCUCCUUCCAACUAUUGAAGAUUCUUCUGAAGAAGAAGAGCUUAGGGAAGAGGAAGAACUGCUAAAAGAGCAAGAGAAACAGCGUGAACUUGAGCAACAACAAAGAAAGAGCUCUAACAAAAAAUCUAAAAAGGACAAGGAUGAGCUCAGAGCCCAGAGAAGAAGAGAACGGCCAAAGACACCACCCAGUAAUCUUUCUCCCAUUGAGGAUGCUUCACCAACAGAAGAAUUGCGGCAGGCAGCAGAAAUGGAAGAACUACAUCGAUCUUCCUGUUCUGAAUAUUCACCAAGUAUUGAGUCAGACCCUGAAGCUUUUGAAAUCAGUCCUGAAAAAAUAAUUGAAGUGCAGAAGGUCUAUAAGUUACCUACAGCUGUCUCUUUAUAUUCUCCCACAGAAGAACUGCCUGUUGGCCUGGUCAAAGAAGACAGCAGCCAAAAGACUAUAAAAAGUGCUGAAGAAGUGUAUGAAGAAAUCUUGCACACAUCUCAAAAAGCCAAGUCAUUUCUAGAUGCAAAUGAAAAAGAUGAAGUGUUUGAAAAAGAGCCAUUGUAUGGAGGCAUGCUAAUAGAGGACUAUAUUUAUGAAUCUUUAGUAGAAGAUGCAUACAGUGGGGGUAUGGAUGGUAGCCUCAUAACAAAACAAGAUGAGUGUGAUGACUUUGGCAAAGAGAAAGACAAAGAGAAAAAAACAGAGUCUGCUGAUGAGAAAUAUGGAGAACCUAUGCAAAAAUCUACCAAUGUACAAAAAGAGUAUUAUAGGAUAGAGCCUUUACAUUCAAUUAUGCCCCAAGAAGACAUUGUGUCUAGCUCUUACAUCAUGCCUGAAAGCCAUGAGAUAAUCGUAUUGGACAGUGUGGCUCCCUCUACAAGUGAUGAAAAGCAGCUGUUGGAUGCAGAUGCAGCUUAUGAGGAGCUAAUGAAGCGGCAAGGAAUGCAGUUGACCCCAGGCUCUAGUCCUACCCAGUCAUCUCCUGAACCAAUUUCUGUCUCAGAUACAAAGACAAGUACAUCUGGAGGGACCACAGACAGGACGUCACUGACAUCAAGCACUUCAGAAGUGCAAGACAUACCUUCAGUGAGCCCCGCAGUACUUCCCAUUCCAGAUGUUAAAAUUACUCAGCACUUUACAACUGAAGAAAUAGAAGAUGAAUAUCUUACAGAUUAUACGCGGGAGAUUGAAGAAAUAAUUGCCCAUGAAACAUCCAUAUUGGCAUAUUCUGAGGCUUCAGAAAGCACCACAUCUGUUUUACCUUCAGAUACAUCUUCUCUUACAUCAUCUACAUCUUCAGUGUACACCACUGGUAGUUCUUCCCCUGUGGCUGGGCCAGAUGGAAUGGGUUCAGGUUACAUAGAAACAGUGGAUGCAAUUAGCAAGUUAUCAGAUUCUGAAGGGACCAGUUCAGUGACCCAAGUUCCUAUAAGUUCCACAAAAGAGAACUCUUUACCUAUUGUGCUACCCUCUAAGGAAACCCCUGUAGCUAAAAGUGUAACUCAUACAGAUCAGGUUAUGGUUUCUCAGUCUGAAAUUGACUACUUUGUCUCAUCAUCCAUAGAAACAAAGCAAAAGCCCUUUGUCUCUACUGCCUUGGAAUUUUUCCCACCGAAAGAUGACACAGCUAUGAGAAAUGAUGUUGUGAAGGGGCUUUAUGAAAGCAAUCAGGCAAGAGCCCUUGUUAGUGUAACAUCAACAAGUAUAACAGAGGUUAAAUCUGACCAGAAAUGUAUGUAUACAGCUCCACCUACAGAACCAGCAGCAGUAUUAUUUUCUGUUCCUUCUACUAUGUCUGUGUUGCCACCUGAACCUUCUUCAGCUUCCACAAUUGCUUCCAAAACAUCCUCAUUUCUCAGAAGCUCUUCUUCAGACUCUCCUGCUUGGCCGUCUCUGCCCUCUCCCUCUCUCCCUGCUCAGCCAUCUCUGCCACCACCACCACCACCACCGCUGCCACCACCUCCCCCUCCCCCUCCCCCUCCCCCCCCUCCUCCCCCACCUAUUCUGCCUAAGCCAGCUGUUUAUCCUAAAAAGAAGCCAGUGCCUAAGGCUCCAGUGGCAGCAAUUCCCACCGUGCUACCAUCUGUCAGCAGUGUCAAAACAGCAGAGACAACAUUUGCUAUAAAACCCAGCGGGUCACCUGUCACAAAAAUAUACACAGCAACCCCUCCUCCUGUCCCACCCAAGCCAGCUUCAAUUCCAGCAGGACUUGUGUUCACUCACAGAUCUGCUGAAAUCAUAAAACCUCCCAUUGCUCCCAAACCAAUCAUUCCUCAGCUGCCAGCCACUGUUCAUAAACCAGCAGAAACACAGCCCAAACCAGCAGGUUUGCCUUUAACCAGUAGCAUGACUUUGAACUUAGUUUCCCCUGCUGAGUACAAGUUGGCAUCCCCUACAUCCCCAUUGUCUCCACAUUCUAAUAAGUCUUCUCCAAGAUUGGCUAAACCCUCUCAGGAAACCUAUGUUGUCAUCACAUUGCCCUCUGAACCUGGAACUCCGACAGAGCCUAUAACCUGCGAGGCAGUGACCAGCUGGCCUUCAGCAUCACCUCUGAAAGAACAGGCUCCUCAAAUGGUAGAAUCAUUAUUUACUCCAUCUGUGAGUGCUCUGCAAAUGCAAAGCAUAACUGACCAAAGAAAGUAUGUUCCUGGUGCUUUGCAAAGUAUUCCUUCUAUUCCUAUCACUGCACGGUCCAUUUUUGAGAUAGUUCCUAGUUCAACAACAGAGUUAAUAACAACAGAGAUGGCUAGGACUACAGUGUCCUUGGUCAAAAAUGCUGGUUUAGGUAGUGUUUCCAUAACUAUUCCCCCUGAGCCAGCACAUCUAAUAGAACCACCCAGAUAUAGAGAGAAUGGAAGAUUUCAUGUUUUUGGAGAUGUCAUUGAUCUUCGCACCUUGACAAAGAUAGACAUUGAAAGGACAGACAGCUGUAUGGACCUCUCUGCUGCCCCUACGGAUGUGAGAAAGCAAAUUAUGACAAGUGACACUUCUGGCCGGCCAGUAAGCACCAUUCAACCAGCUAUCAUAAAUCUUAGUACUGUAUCAACAGCUCCAAUCUCUGAAACAAUUACAAUUGUGACUUGCACAGCUACUGUAAGUUAUAGUACAAGUACAGAAAGUUUGGUAGAUCUGGGGCAUGCAAUGACAACACCACUGCAGCUGACAACAUCCAAACAUUUUGAACCUGGAUCUAGAGUAACUGCUAGUCAGCCACUCUCUGCCAGCAGGGACGAAGUGCCAAUAAAUCUGUCCCUUAGUACUCCAGCUCAUGCAGUUACCUGGGCCACUACAAAGCCUGUUACUGUACCUCUGGUGGGUGUAACCAGUGGUUGGACUGAUACUUCCACUACUCUUGAUUCAAUGGAGAGUGAAGUAGUUGACCUCCGCACCACAAAAUCCCACAGAACCAUGGUCUCGGUGGAUAAAACUACUUCCGGAAUUGUUACCACUGUAAUAGAAGAUGAUGAAAAACCUGUGGACCUGACUGCAGGGAGAAGGGCUGUUUGUUGUGAUGUGAUUUAUAAGUUGCCAUUUGGCAGGAGCUGUACAGCUCAAGCACCUGCAACAACAUUACCCGAAGAUCGUUUUGGUUACAGAGAUGAUCACUAUCAGUAUGACCGCUCAGGGUCCUAUAGUUAUAGAGGCAUUGGGGGUAUGAAACCUUCAAUGUCAGAUACCAAUUUAUCAGAAGCGGGACUUUUUCUGUACAAAAGCAAGAAUGCAUUUGAGUACCAAGUCGGGACAACUGAUGUAGCAGUAGACUUAACAUCUGGCAGAGUAACGACAGGUGAAAUUGUGGAUUAUUCAAGCAAGAUUGCUAGUCCUUAUCCAGAGACUCGGCAAGUGAUUUCUGGUAUUGGGAUCAGUGCACCUCAAUAUUCCCAAGCAAGAAUAGUAUCAUCAUUAGGAUCUCCAUAUGGCCUUGGAAGUGUUUUGAGAUCAUCCAAUGGGGUGGUUUAUUCCUCAGUUGCAACUCCAGUGCCAUCUACAUUUGCCAUCACCACACAACCUGGUUCUAUUUUCAGUACUUCUGUUAGAGACCUGUCUGCCCUCCAUACAGUUGACACAAUGCCCUCAUUAUCAAGCUUACAGCAGAGCCAGGUACUUCCAAGAUCAUACAAUUUCCUGACAACGGUGGCCUCUGAAAAAGAUAGUGCACUUACUGGCAUUGACAUUGACCCAGGGUUGCAACCUCUUCCUUUAGAAACUAUUACAACUGAGCCAACCACCUUAAUGCCUGUCUUCACUACAGCUUCUGAAGCAUUUGUAGAUGUAAUUGAAGAUGAAGCUGCACUCCUCAUUGCCCCUGAAGAAGGCAAACAACAGCAUCUUGACUUAGAACGUGAGCUUCUAGAGCUUGAAAAACUGAAGCAGCAGCGUUUUGCAGAAGAACUAGAGUGGGAACGUCAAGAAAUACAACGGUUCAGAGAACAAGAGCAGUUCAUGGUUCAAAAGAAGCUGGAAGAAUUGCAUUCGAUGAAGCAUCACCUCCUGUAUCAACAAGAGGAAGAGAGGCAGGCUCAGUUCAUGAUGAGACAGGAAACACUAGCUCAGCAGCAACUACACAUUGAACAAAUCCAGCAGCUUCAGCAGCAGCUUCACCAGCACUUAGAAGAACAAAAGAUACACCAGAUCUAUCAGUAUAAUUAUGACCCUUCUGGAACUGUGUCCCCACAAACAACCACAGAUCAAGUUAUGCUUGAAGGUCAGUAUGCUGCAGCCAACAGCCAGUAUUGGACUGGUGAUGAAGCCACCACCAGUGCAUCUGCUGUACUGGAGAUUGAAAUUCCAGAAAGCCAAGCGUGGUACACAGUUCAGUCUGAUGGUGUUACUCAGUACAUUCCCAGGCCAGGCAUGCUAACUUCUGUUUCAGAGUUGUCUCUUAAAGACAUUGAUGUGAGAGAGGAAAAACAGUUGAAAAAGAGAAGUUCCAUGCCAAAGCUGCGUGGCCCAUAUGAGGAACUGAGCAAUGCCAUGGAAGAAGAGCCCAGGUGUCUUAAAAAGAUAGUAGAGAGUGGCGUUCAGACUGACGAUGAAGAUAGUGCAGACAUUGCCUAUGCAGAUAGGAGACGGAGAACGAAAAAGAGUGUUGAUACAAGUGUUCAGACGGAUGAUGAGGACCAAGAGGAAUGGGAUCCUUCCAGCAGAGCAAGGAGGAAGACUCGUGUGGGGAAAUAUGAAGGUACCACUGAGGUGGACAAGUCUAAGCCAUUUUCCAAAGUCUCCAGCAUUGCAGUGCAGACCGUGGCAGAGAUCUCUGUACAAACAGAGCCUGUAGGGACAAUUAGGACCCCAUCAGUAAGAGCUCAGUUGGAUGCAAAGAUAGAAAUAAUAAAACACAUUUCAGCUCCAGAAAAGACAUACAAAGGAGGAAGUUUGGGAUGUCAGACAGAAACAGAUUCAGACUCCCAAAGCCCUCCAUACCACACAGCUACCUCCCCUCAGAAAGAUAAAAAGCGUCCAACACCAUUAGAAAUAGGUUAUUCUGCCCACCUCCGACCAGAACCCACUCUUCAGGUAGCCCCUUCCCCUCCCAAAUCCCCCAAAGUACUCUAUUCUCCCAUUUCACCUGUUUCUCCGGCUGCAGUUAUAGAGUCAGCAUUUGUGCCCUAUGAAAAGCCUAUUGCUGAAGACCUUAGUCCUCAGAAGGUUCUGCAUGCUGAUGUCACCAAGGUUCCUCCGCUGAGCCCCAAGUCUGCCAAGGUGAUGCAGCGCUCUUUGUCUGACCCUAAGCCUCUGAGCCCAACAGCCGAAGACCCUUCCAGAGCUCAUUUCCAGUACACUGAUGGGUUCCUGCAGACCAAGGGACCUUCAAGUGCAGCACCAUCAGGAAUGCAAAAGAAGGUCAAGAGGACUCUACCCAACCCACCUCCAGAAGAUGUUGCAGUAGGAACACAAUCUGCCUUCACCACUGUGGGGUCAGUUUCACGUCGAAGGAUCUGUAGAAGCAAUACCAUGGCAAGAGCUAAAAUUCUUCAGGAUAUAGAUAGAGAACUGGAUCUAGUAGAACGAGAGUCAGCCAAACUUCGGAAGAAGCAAGCAGAGCUAGAUGAGGAAGAGAAAGAAAUUGAUGCCAAGCUUCGUUAUCUAGAAAUGGGCAUCAAUCGACGAAAAGAAGCAUUGCUAAAAGAAAGAGAAAAGAGGGAGCGUGCCUACCUUCAGGGAGUAGCCGAAGAACGUGAUUACAUGUCUGACAGCGAAGUCAGCAGCACCAGGCCUACCAGGAUAGAAUCUCAGCAUGGCUUGGAAAGACCAAGGACUGCACCUCAAACAGAAUUUGAUCAGUUUAUACCCCCUCAGACCCAACCAGAAACUCAGUUCACCACUCCUACAAGUCCUUAUACUCAGUAUCAGUACUCUUCACCUGCCCUUCCUACUCAAGCACCGACUCAGUACACCCAGCAGUCUCAUUACCAGCAGCAGCCACCUUUAUAUCAACAGCAAGUUUCUCCUUAUCAGACCCAGUCAGCAUUCCCAACUGUGGCAACCAUGUCAUUCACACCCCAAGCUCAGGCACCACCAACCCCACAACCUUCUUAUCAGCUCUCCUCACAGUUAAUGGUGAUCCCACAAAAAACAAGGCAAACUUCAUUAUACUUAGAGCCCAAGAUAACAACAAACUAUGAUGUGAUUCGCAAUCAGCCUCUCAUGAUCGCACCUGCAUCUUCUGAUAACACUUAUGCAGUGUCCCAUUUAGGUAGUAAAUACAGCACCUUAGACUUAAGGUUGGGGUUGGAUGAGAGGAGCAGCAUGGCCAGUAGUCCCAUCUCAAGCAUAUCUGGUGACUCCUUUUAUGCUGACAUUGACCACCACGCAUCACGUAAUUAUGUGCUGAUUGAUGAUAUUGGGGAUCUUGCUAAAGGAACAUCAGCUCUAAGCUCUGCUUACAGUCUACAUGAAAAGGAUCUGAGCAAAACUGAUAGGCUUCUCCGAACUACUGAAGCCAGAAGGGUACAAGAAGUCUCAGAUUUACUUGCACCAUUGCAAACAUCUUCACGCUUGCACAGCUACAUGAAAACUGAUGAAGACCCAAUGGAAGAUCCUUAUGAACUGAAGCUUCUAAAACACCAAAUCAAGCAGGAGUUUCGAAGAGGUGCUGAAAGUCUGGAUCACCUAGCUGGCCUUUCACAAUAUUACCAUGCAGAUACUAGCUACAGACAUUUCCCCAAAUCUGAGAAAUACAGCAUUAGCAGGCUUACCUUAGAGAAACAAGCUGCUAAACAGCUUCCAGCAGCCCUCCUUUACCAGAAGCAGUCAAAGCACAAGAAGGCUUUGAUAGAUCCCAAAUUAUCUAAAUUCUCACCCAUCCAGGAAAGCAGGGACCUUGAGCUUGAUUAUUCAACCUACUUAACUUCCAGCUCAUCAUCACUUGGAGGCAUCACCUCCAGAGCAAGGCUUCUCCAGGAUGAUAUAACAUUUGGCCUUCGAAAAAAUAUCACAGACCAACAGAAGUACAUGGGGCCAGCACUAACACAUUCCCUUGGCACAAGCCUUGGGGCUGCACUAAGUGCAACAAUGAGAUCCACCUUACAGGACGAUGCAGACAAAGCCUAUGGCAGCAGCAGUAGAUCCAGGCCUUCCUCCCGGCCAUCAUCAGUCUAUGGGCUUGACUUAUCUCUAAAGAGAGAUUCAUCAAGCUCUUCUUUAAGAUUGAAGGCCCAAGAGGCCGAACCACUGGAUGUUUCCUUCAGCCAUGCAGCCCCCUCUGGAAGAACGAAACCCACCAGCCUACCUAUAAGUCAGAGUAGGGGAAGAAUCCCUAUAGUAGCACAGAAUUCAGAAGAAGAAAGUCCUUUAAGUCCUGUGGGGCAGCCAAUGGGAAUGGCAAGAGCUGCAGCUGGGCCAUUGCCACCUAUAUCUGCAGACACUAGGGACCAGUUUGGAUCAAGCCAUUCAUUGCCCGAAGUCCAACAGCACAUGAGGGAAGAAUCACGAGCUCGAGGCUAUGACCGGGAUAUAGCCUUCAUCAUGGAUGACUUCCAGCAUGCCAUGUCAGACAGUGAAGCCUACCAUCUGCGCCGGGAAGAAACAGAUUGGUUCGACAAGCCCCGGGAAUCUCGUUUGGAGAAUGGACAUGGCUUUGACAGAAGACUACCAGAUAAGCUAGCCCAUUCAAGACCACCAAGUCAGCAUCAAGACCAAAUUAAUGGGAAGCCUAUCCAAUACAUCUUUCCCCAUGCAAGACUGAAAAUGCCAAGGGACCCAAAGGAUCACUCAGUUUCAGGCAAUGGACUUGGAAUACGAGUUGUAGGUGGGAAAGAAAUUCCUGGAACCAAUGGAGAAAUUGGUGCUUACAUUGCUAAGAUCCUACCUGGUGGAAGUGCUGAGCAAACAGGGAAACUUAUGGAAG